AUUACACAUCAUAAAUACGUAAAUUCCAAGUAGAUGUUACUAAUUAGGGCUAUUUCUUUACAGAUAGUGAUCUUAAAAUCAUGGAGGGUAUUUACAAAAUAAAAUUAGUACCUACAGACCUGUGUACUGAAGAGACUAUACUUCAGAUUGCCGAUACACUCGACAAUUUGAAUGGCGUAAUCGACGACAUAUUCUCUCGAAUGACAAAUAGGAUCAAACAGAAUGUAGACAAAACAAAUAAACUUAAAGAUAGAAUAGAUAUUGCUAACGAGAAAAUAAAAAACUUGACUGGAAUGCGAAAAGCUAUUAAAGUGUUUUCUAGCGCCAAAUAUCCUACUAUAAUUUCUCAUGAGCAUUAUCAGUCUAUCUUCGACUUGAAUGGUUAUCACCACAAACCACAACAGGUUACUCUGAGUGGGAAAACUCAGGGGCAAUCUAAUGAGAAAGGAAUUCAGGAGAAACUACACUUCUUCCAUGUAAAAGUUGCACCACCUAUGAGUACCGUCGUCAAACCAGAUUUCGAUUUGAAUGCUUUGGUGGAAAAUAUAGGAACUGUUGGUGAACUUCUAGUUUUCAACACCAGUGAGAGCCCCUACUUAGGAACAACAGACAAAUUACCAACAUACAUUCCAAAAGCACCAGAUGUUGAAAACAGGAGUUUACUGGAAGAUGCACCUUCCUCAAUAAUUAAAAGAGAUGUGCUGAAGAGAGAACUAGAUGAAUACAUGUAUACUCCUGGCAUGGGAAUGGUUCCGGAGUUGGAGAUGCCUUUGGAUCUGCCGCAUUUGCCGGGCAUAGCUGGCGAUGUGCAGUUUUCGAUUACAACGGAGGGUUCCAUCGCGCCCUCCGUCGUUACGUCGCCGGUGGCACCUGUAGUGGCUCUGCCAGAAGAGGAGCUGCCGGAUUUCAAAGAGUUGCCAGACGUAAAGUUGUCGGAGACUCCUGUGCUAGACGUGCCGGAUGCCUUACCGGCAGUGCCGGUCGUAGCAGCAUUGCCGCCGCCUCCUCCACCCCCGCCCCCGCCGCCGCCACCUCAAAUGGAGAUUGUAUCUCUAUCUGAUGCUGAUCGGUGAGUUAUUAUUAUUCCAUACAUUUUUUUUAAAUAUAUACGAUGAAACUUUCUCCUGAUAAUAACAAACACAACAAAACAAAGAGUUAUUUUAUUU
This is a messenger RNA of Diatraea saccharalis (sugarcane borer), 1166 nucleotides long. The record is from the annotation of a GenBank genome assembly. Lineage: Eukaryota; Metazoa; Arthropoda; Insecta; Lepidoptera; Crambidae.